CGGGCUCGGCUCGGCGCCCCCCGAGCCGCCCUCGCUGGAGCUGCCAGCAGGCCCGCCUGUGCCUGCCUCCCCUGGGGCUUCUCCGGAGGCUGCUCGGUCUCGCUACAAAUAUUAGUGGCUUCGACGCCGAGGCUUCAACAAGGAGCGGCUUCUUUCUCGGCAACUCCCGGGAGCCCCGAGGGCAGCGUGUGUCCCCAUGGCGUUGCUCCUGAGACUCGGCUGCUCGCUGCUGGCCCUCAGCACCUGCCUGCUCCCGAGUGCGCGGGCCGACUGCGGCCGCGACUGCGCCGCCUGCGCCUACCACCUGGGACCCCGCGCCGGCAUCCACCCCCUGGCAUGUACACUAGAAUGUGAAGGAAAACUGCCUUCUGCCAAAGCCUGGGAGACCUGCAAGGAGCUCUUGCAACUGGCAAAGGUGGAUCUUUCUGAGGAUGGCAACAUUGCUCCAGGAGACAAGAAAGAGCUGGAUGAGAACCAUUUGCUUGCGAAGAAGUACGGAGGCUUCAUGAAAAGAUACGGGGGUUUCAUGAAGAAAAUGGAUGAGCUCUAUCGGGCAGAACCAGAGGAUGAAGCUAAUGGAGGAGAAAUCCUGGCUAAGAGGUAUGGAGGGUUUAUGAAGAAAGACUCAGAUGAUGAUGCCCUUGCCAACUCCUCUGAUCUGCUGAAGGAGCUUCUAGGAACAGGGGAUAACCCCGAAGCAGCGCACUAUCGAGAGGUAAAUGAAAAUGACGGCGAUGUCAGCAAAAGGUACGGAGGCUUCAUGAGAAGCACAAAGCGCAGCCCUGAAUUGGAAGAGGAGGCCAAAGAGCUGCAAAAGAGAUAUGGUGGCUUCAUGAGAAGAGUGGGCAGGCCGGAGUGGUGGCUGGAUUACCAGAAACGAUAUGGUGGGUUCCUUAAGCGCUUUGCCGACUCCAUUCUCCCUUCAGAAGAAGAUGGGGAAACUUAUUCCAAAGAAGUCCCAGAGAUGGAAAAGAGAUACGGUGGUUUUAUGAGAUUUUAAUACCUUUCCCUUUAUCCCUUUUGUCCUAAAUGAGAAAGACUGCCUUAUUUGUCAUAACUUAUUGUAACGUGUUGCUUGUACUGUACAGUUUUUUACUGUCCUUGGUUAAUGAUGCAAACUGCGAUUUGUUGUUUCAGGUUCUGUGUUCUUUCAAGUCAAAUAACUACUUUCUGGUUUAGUCAAGUUUCAGUCUGUAUUGUAAUUUCCAUGCUAGAACUAUUUUGAUUACUGUGUUCGUUUUCUUUAAAGAGGAACUACAUCUACAGUAGAGUUGCUUAACUGUACAUACAAUAAUUCUUCAUCCUAACUGCAAAAAUUCUGAAGUGCUAUUUUUUCUCUGUCAUUUAAUCAAAUAUCAUCUCAAAUUUUCUUUAAGCCAUC
Serinus canaria (Common canary) is the source of this 1381-nucleotide messenger RNA. RefSeq names its product proenkephalin (gene PENK). Bases 197 to 1000 code for a protein of 267 amino acids. Gene Ontology annotation, molecular function: opioid receptor binding. The transcript is spliced from 3 exons. Lineage: Eukaryota; Metazoa; Chordata; Aves; Passeriformes; Fringillidae. The record is from RefSeq and is a predicted model, not a curated record. Gene Ontology annotation, cellular component: dendrite; plasma membrane; axon terminus. Gene Ontology annotation, biological process: chemical synaptic transmission; sensory perception; neuropeptide signaling pathway.